AUGACAGGCUGCGGCUUCGGCCCAAACCCAGAAGCGUCGAACACAUCGAUCGACAACCCGAGGCCGCACAUCCCUGACCCCAACACUGGGCGUCCUGUCUCAUUCGAAGGCGUGGAGUUCCGUUACCGUGACAAUUCUCCAACGAUCGGCCCAGCCGGCACAGUGCACUGUCCCAUGCAAUCGUAUGCCAAGUUUCUCCGCCUACAUAUCGACGGCAUCCACCAAAACACAUCCGGCGCCUCCUUGCCAUGGUACAAUCUUACCACUUCCGACUUCCAGUUCCCCCAUACACGGUGGAAUUCCGCCGCGGACUCCGAGAUCGGAUCCAGAUACACGCCUGGCGGCUUCUGGACACGGGGUACGAUGAUACUGGAACACAAUGGGUCGAACAGCCUGACCGCUGGCCAUGUGUACAUCCUCAUUGGGGAUUCGGCUGAGUACUCGACUUUCGGCUUCACACUCACCAAUGUGGGAGGGGACAGGUCCUUGCUGGCGGUGCAGGAUGGGGUCAAUCGGAUGCUGAGGGGGAACUCAGAUUUGUUCAAACAGUGA
Coniosporium apollinis CBS 100218 is the source of this 552-nucleotide messenger RNA. RefSeq lists its product as uncharacterized. The transcript has a single exon. Lineage: Eukaryota; Fungi; Ascomycota; Dothideomycetes. The record is from RefSeq and is a predicted model, not a curated record. Bases 1 to 552 code for a protein of 183 amino acids.